Molecule: messenger RNA, 1437 nt
Organism: Heterostelium album PN500
Lineage: Eukaryota; Evosea; Eumycetozoa; Acytosteliales; Acytosteliaceae
Gene: pyr56
Product: bifunctional UMP-synthetase
Exons: 3
Coding region: 1-1437 (478 amino acids)
Biological process (GO): 'de novo' pyrimidine nucleobase biosynthetic process; 'de novo' UMP biosynthetic process
Molecular function (GO): orotidine-5'-phosphate decarboxylase activity; orotate phosphoribosyltransferase activity
Source: RefSeq, a predicted model, not a curated record
AUGGAUUUAAAUACAUUGGUCAGUAGAUUACAUGAGAUCAACGCUGUCAAAUUAGGUCAAUUCAAAUUGAAGAGUGGUAUUAUGUCACCGAUCUACAUUGAUCUUAGAGUCACUGUUAGCUCACCGGUGUUGCUAUCUCAAAUCGCCGAGAUGAUGUACCAAAAGGUCAGUCAAGACUCUUCGAUGCCACCCAUCGUCUGUGGUGUUCCCUACACCGCGCUACCAAUUGCCACCGCGAUGUCGAUCGCCCACGACACUCCGAUGGUAAUGCGUCGUAAGGAAGCAAAGAACUACGGUACCGCUCAACUGAUCGAGGGUCGUUACAAAGCCGGUGACAACGUGUUGGUCGUCGAGGAUCUCGUCACCUCGGGUGCAUCCGUGCUCGAGACCGUGCGUGACUUGAACGCCAGCGGACUCGUCGUCACCGACGUCGUUGUGUUGCUCGAUCGUCAACAGGGAGCACGUCAAGAGCUAGCCAAACACGGCUUGAAGUUGCACUCUGUCAUCACCAUGGAGGAGUUGAUCGACACCCUCACCAAACAAGGCAAACUCGACGAGCCAACCUUGGCAUUGGUCAACUCUUUCCUCGAAGCCAACCGUGCUGUCACCGUGCCAGCCGCAUCGCAAAUGCCAGCUGCUGCACCAGCACCAAAGCCAGCAAAGAAAUACCUCACCUAUGAGGAACGUGCAAAACUCGCUACCAACCCAACCGCUUCCAAACUUUUCAAUAUCAUGGCCACAAAGAAGACCAAUUUGGCAGUAGCAGUAGAUCUCACCCGUAAACAAGAAGUAUUGAACUUGGCCGAUUCCAUUGGUUCUGAAAUCUGUGUACUAAAGACACAUGUCGACAUCAUCGACGACUAUGACCAAGAUUUUGUUCACCAACUCGAACAAAUUGCAUCAAAGCAUAACUUUUUAAUUUUUGAGGAUAGAAAGUUUGCAGAUAUCGGUAACACUGUUAAAUAUCAAUUCGAAAGUGGAGUAUACCAUAUCUCCAAGUGGGCACAUAUGGUGACCAUUCAUGGUGUAGCCGGUCCUGCUAUUAUCGAUGGUUUCAGAGAUUCAAUCAAACAAACCGGUGCCGGUUUACUUUUACUCGCUCAAAUGUCAUCAAAGGGAUCUUUGUGUGUCGGUGAAUAUACAAAUCAAAUGAUUGAAAUGGGUAAACAGAAUUCCGAUGCUGUAAUGGGAUUCAUUUGUCAAGAGAGAUUGGAAUCGAUGAGCGACAACUUUGUUUUGAUGACACCAGGUAUCCAAUUCAACUCCAAAGGUGACAGCAUGGGACAACAAUACAACACUCCAGACUAUGUUGUCAAGGAGAAGGGUACCGAUGUAAUCAUUGUCGGUAGAGGUAUCUAUCAAAACAGUGAACCAAAAUCAGAGGCAAUCAAAUAUAAACAAGCUGCAUGGGCUGCCUAUGAAUCAAGAUUAAAUUAA